Nematostella vectensis (starlet sea anemone) is the source of this 2955-nucleotide messenger RNA. RefSeq names its product steroid 17-alpha-hydroxylase/17,20 lyase. Gene Ontology annotation, molecular function: oxidoreductase activity, acting on paired donors, with incorporation or reduction of molecular oxygen; heme binding; monooxygenase activity. The transcript has 5 exons. The record is from RefSeq and is a predicted model, not a curated record. NCBI's taxonomy places the organism in Eukaryota, Metazoa, Cnidaria, Anthozoa, Actiniaria, Edwardsiidae. The coding region runs from base 58 to 1605 and encodes 515 amino acids.
GUCAUGUGAGUUUUUCAAAAUAAACUUCCCGUUGCUUGCCGAAGUAAACAGACGAACAUGGCGCCUCUUGAGCUACUUUCUUCGCUCACUCAGCUCCUAACUUUGAGUAAUGUCUUUCUUUUCGUGUUAUUCGCACUCCUGCUGAACUUCGUAUUGGGUUUGUACGAGUUUCGAGGCAUGCCUCCGGGACCUCGGUACACCAGACUUCCCGUGAUCGGAAAUUUUAUGAACUUCGACUACAGGGAAGAAGAUUUACGAAAUAUGACCAAAAGCUUAAGGAGGGCUUACGGAGGUGUAUUUGCUGUGCAAGCCGGCAGCUUUAGGAUGGUGUUUGUAACCACGCCCAAGGCCGUGAAAGAAGUGCUGGUGACCAGGUCAGCAGAUUAUGCGGGCCGACCUCCGUUCUACAGUUUUAUCGACUCAUCUUUAGGCGGUAAAGGUUUAGCUCUUGGAAAUUAUGGGCCAGCAUGGAGACUGCACCGCAAGUUAUUCACCUCAUCCCUUCGUCAGUACCUGAGCGACAUCCCACUCUUUGAGUCUCGAGUCGCAGAACAAGCCAGAAAGCUGUUGAAAUACUUUGAAGACCAACAAAGCCAACCAUUUGACCCUGCGGAUAAGAUAAGGCAGAGCGUAGCGGAUGUUAUCUGUGGAAUAACGUUUGGCGAUAAGUUCAACUCAACGCACCCAGCGUUCGACAGUUUUUUCCGUGGAGUUGUGUCAGAUAUGGACGAUCCUGAAUUGACCGCUGCAAUUGGGCUGUUAGACUUGUUUUCUUGGGCACAAUAUCUUCCGUUCGAGGCGUAUAAAGAAAUGAGAAAGGGGAAUGAGAAAGCGUAUGAUGUUCUUCGUAUGUUGCUAGACCAAGGCAAGAAGACGUAUGAUGACACGCAACCCGCGCGUGAUCUGAUGACUGCCUUACUUCAAGAGAGAGUAAAAGCUGAGGCUGAGAACGAAGAGCAGAAGCAGGUGUUACUGGCUGAUGAUUACCUGUUAAACCAGCUUGGGGACAUGUUCAUUGCUGGCUACGAGACGACCAGCACCUCUCUUCGCUGGGCCAUUACGUUCCUGGUCAACUAUCCGGAGUAUCAGGAAGAGAUUUACCAACAGUUAGAUCAGGUAAUUGGACCAGAUCGAAUGCCGACACUCGCCGACCGACCCCAGUUAGCCAUCAUUCAAGCCACUAUUAUGGAAGUCCUUCGUGUUGGAAACGUUGCCGAUAUGGCUCUUCCUCAUUACACGCUGAAGGAUACGUUGCUGUGUGGUUACCGUGUGCCAAAGGACACGGUUGUCUUGGUGGAUUUGAUGUCUGUCCAUAUGGACCCGGGGUGCUGGGACAACCCGACACAGUUCAACCCCCACCGACAUCUCACUGACAAAGGUGAGCUGAUCACAAGCCAAGGGAACUUUCUGCCAUUCUCCGCGGGCAGACGUGUGUGUGCUGGUGAAUCUCUCGCUAAAGUCGAGCUCUUCCUCUUUCUCUCCUGGAUGCUGCACAAAUUCCGCUUCGUUGGGGAAGAAGGGAAGCCGCCUCCUACCAUGGAGGUCAACUCGGGGUUUACGCAGAGUCCAAAGAAAUACAAGAUUCGUGCUAUUAAGCGAAACUAAAACUUCAGAUACCCGUCUACAAAAACUCCUUCGCAAUGGAACUUCACACUAAGAUUUCUAUAGAGCAAGCCGGGGAAAGUACAAUGGAAGUUUUGCCGCAAGCAUAACGAUGGAUGGUGAAAAGUAACAUUAACUGGUAGGAAUGUAUUUCGUCUACUGUGUGUAAACUGUCACGCGCGAGAAAAUAAUCGCAGGGUUUCGGGAUACGCUAGUACUUGUCACGCGGGAAAUUAAAGCGAGGUGACUGGUUUCGCUAUUUUUUUAACCUCAUCAUUUUAGACCAUUUACCGCCAACUUGUGCCGGGAGUUUUUGUUUAGUAAGUGGUCAAUGUAAGCUUAACCUCCCCAACUGUAGGCGUGUCCAAAUUGUUUUCAAGUGAUAGUAGAGAAUCGUAAAUCCAGCGCCUAGUCCCGUCUCGUGAGCAUUCAACUAUCGGUAGAAAGCUGGAUCUGGAGCAGUUAUUUCUAGGUAUCAUCUAGGUCUAGUAAAACUCUAAUACAGCCAGGUUCGGUAUUUAGGAAGUUGGAAUUCUGUCAAUCAUUGUGAUCACGCGUGAAGCUUGCCAUGCGCACUAGCGCAGCAAGCAUUUAGCGUGUUACCUUCGUAGUCAAUAAUAACCAUGUAAUCAUUACGUUGGUCACGGCAGUCCAAGGGUAACUAACUGGUCUCCUCCUACCCACCACCUACCCACCGUAAGAAGGUCGCCCUUCGUACACCCAUUGGCUCAAAACCAACCUUAUCUAAACAAAGCUGGACGCUUUUUGGGGUAUUAGUGAAAGUUUCCCGUUUGGGCUUGGCGUCUCAGGAGCAUAAAGGGGAUGCGGUAGAUACUCCAGAAGUUAUUGUAAACAUCCUGUAAACAUCUUUUUGUCCUCCGUCGUGUAUGUAACAACGUACAGAAGUAAAACCCGGUACCUACCCCCAAACCAAAGCGUCUUCUGGUUGUUACAUAGCACCUCGAGUUUUACUGGACUCUGCAAUGUUAGGCCUCAUGCAAAUAGCACGAACUACCUGGACGAACUACCUUGGCCUGGACGUUCUUAUGAAAAAGGUUCUUAUUAAAAAAGUGUAUUUUUACAAGGUUUGAGGCCAUUUUCGGUAGCACUCAAAUCAAAUCCCGUCGAGAUUCUCGAGAAAGAAAAAACAAACAAAGGCAGGUAUUGCAGACCUAUGCCAGGGAACACUUACAUGUGCCAAAACAUACCAGAGCGGAUUCCACGCUACGAACAAGCUUCGAAACCAUUGCCCGGGCUACCUGUGGUCUGACUGAUGCAUUGAAAUAUCCCAAGGGCAAAAGGAACAGAGUUUGUUGGGCUAGAAUUAUGAUAAUAAACCAAAAAAAACCCCUC